AUGUCAACUUCUUCCUCUUCUGCCACGCCGACCCCGGUCACUGCUGCAGAGGAAGGUCGACCCGCCUUGGUCGUCCCCAGAGUCAAAGCCCCUCCCAUUCUCCCCAUCUUCGAGCGAUGGGCGGUUCUGGUUUUCUCUCUCGCCCUGUGUAUUUUCUCAGCGUGUUCACUGUUCACUCUCAAUCUCUCCUGGGCUUAUCAACCCAACCAGACAGGUUAUGAAGUUCCUUUGGCCAACUGCCCGGCCUUCUCUGAAUCGUUCUCCAUAAACCACGCGACUGCACCCUCUGGUCCAACAUGCAAACUUGAGAUAGUCCAGAAUGGUUGGAACGAGAUGGUUAUGUACAACUCAAGUAUUUACCCUCUACCCAACAACACCCCGAUCGACCAGACUCUCAACAACUGUCGCAUGCCUCAGAACGGUGAACAGGAUUAUGAAUGCUUCCAACUGUAUGAGUGUCAUAACGCAUGUCGCAGAGUAGACGAUACUGAGACGUAUUACCUUGGAGAGUGUCCCGACCCGUCUAUCCUACCCGAGAUCGGCAACGACGUGAUGAAACCCGGUAUCCCGAAAUGUCAGGUCAAGUUGUCACCAACCUCCCCAUGGGAAACGGUCUUCUGCAAAGAGGUGCAUACAUUAUCAUUCUGCUCCAACAGCUAUGAUGUGACGCCCUCGAAUAUCUUGGGCAUGAGGGGUAUCAUACUGGCUGGAAUGCUCAUUACUGUCAUUUGGUUCUUCGCUGAAUGGGUGUUAUGGUAUGUCGACUUGAAUCUACGCAAAGAGAAGGCAGAGGGAAUGGCAAGGAUGGCCAGAGAGCUCCCUCAGAAGAAAAUGUAUUUACGCCAACAAGUGGAAGGCCAUUGGAAGGACGAGUUCAACAACGCUACCGUAAGCCCAGAUGAUUCAGCCAGCGGUGGUUCGGUGUGUGCUGUACCACCCAUGGACGGGGAGGACUAUGAGGGUAUGUCUGAGUCGGACAUGGAAAGCUACAUGUCCAGAGAUCCGGCGAUGAGGUUCGAGUCUGGAACGUGGAAGAGACGACUUAGUCAUUGGAAGACCUGCAAGGCUGCAGCAAAGCGGAGACAUCGAAUCCGCCAGCUUUUCUAUGUGGCUGCUCUCAACAUCUUCUUCCUGCUCCUACUUAUUGCAACUCUGUAUAUCGUCCUCUAUUACUCCCCUCAGAACAUCCUCGCCAACAACAGGUCGGUGGCUGAUGAUCUCUACGGUGAAGUGUCUAUUUGGAAUGCUCAUUCGUGGUUGGACAUUCUCAUAUUCAUAGAUGUUCUGCUCGAUACGUUCUUAUUCCUAAUUGCAUGUGUCUUCGUCAAGUGGCCGCGCGCUCCAAUUUACACUCGUCAUGUUCAAGACGUGGUUGCCAAGAAGAAGCAGCGUGUCGGUCGUGAUGGUGCUUCUGCCGGUUCCUUGAACACCGAUGCGAAACCUCAGUUGGUUUACAUUGACCGUGAUGGCGUCCCGUCUCCUCUCAGUGAUGACUUCCUGUCUGAUGCCAGUUCAAGCUCAGAGUCCGAGUCAGAGGAGACUGUGAUGAAGCAGACGUUGGCGUAUGACUGUUGUCUGAUGAUCGCAUGUCAUCUCUCUGCCAUGACAGAGGAACGUUAUGAAACCUUCACAAGUACUUUACGUGCUGCUCUUAUGGUCUUCCCUCCUAGUCACAUCUUCGUCUGUGAUAAUGGUGGCACAUUACACCCAGAAGAUGAGACUGAGUGGGCAACACAGCAGGUUCAUCCUGAUAUCAAUUAUGUUUACGUCCCAGAAGGCAACAAGACAUUCGCUUUCUACUGGGUUAACAAAUACUGGAUACCGUAUCUAGCCCAAAAUGGCCGAGUCCCCGACUUCAAGUACUCGGUUAUGAUCGAUGACGAUGUACCACUACCAGCAGAUCUGUACAUACCUCAUGAACAGCUGAGAGCCAAUCCUAAUAUCAAGGCUGUUCACUUCCCUAUCACUGCGACUACCCCUGAUGGUAAGCCUGGCAUGCUUGUGAAAAUGCAGGAUGUUGAAUACAAGAUGGCAGCAGUGCAUAAGCUUUUCCAGGCUAAGAUGGCUCGGUCUCUAUCAUGCCAUGGUGCUGUGUCAUUGUGGGAUCGCGAGGCACUCGAUGAAGUGUUGUACGAGCAUGAUACUGUGUUCAACGGUGAGGAUAUGUAUAUGGGUUUGACACUUUUGAGGAAGCGUGAUGAGUCUACGAUCAUCUCAUGUGCUCAAACGAUCGUUCCCACGUACGCUCCUGAUACCUGGCCAGUGCUCUUCCGUCAGAGGGUCAAGUCGUGGGAUCUAACAUCGCACAGAGACAUUCACGUAUCUGUGGGAGGUCAUCAACCCCCGAUCGUUCUGUCAUGGUGCAUCUUUGG
Messenger RNA from Perkinsus marinus ATCC 50983, 2372 nucleotides. RefSeq lists its product as hypothetical. The transcript has 4 exons. The annotation marks the transcript as partial. Lineage: Eukaryota; Perkinsozoa; Perkinsida; Perkinsidae. The record is from RefSeq and is a predicted model, not a curated record.